Molecule: messenger RNA, 699 nt
Organism: Gongylonema pulchrum
Lineage: Eukaryota; Metazoa; Nematoda; Chromadorea; Rhabditida; Gongylonematidae
Source: the annotation of a GenBank genome assembly
GCAGGUACUCUUCUGGCAAUUGGAGUGAUAUCGUCAGGGGUGCAGGACCCGUGUGAUCCAGCAGCAGCACUUCUUAUCGAUCACCUGCAUUGUGAUCGUACGGUGAUGCGAAUUGGUUCCAUUUUUGGCCUGGGAUUGGCUUAUGCAAAUUCGAAAAGGUUAACUGUACUGAAGAAAGAAGAUGGCGGGAUUGUAUUCGAGCUAAAAAAGGUGCUUUCCGACACGAGACCGUCCGCAACAACCGAGGUGAAAGGAUUGGCUGCGCUAGCCAUUGGAUUCAUAUUAGUGGGUACCUGCGAUCAUAUUACAGCUUCGGAGAUGUUCAACUAUUUAAAUGAGAAAACAGCUACCGAUCUGCAAGACCCGAACUACCGUUUCGUAGCUCUUGGCAUCGCUCUGAUUUUCCUUGGUGCACAAGACAAAAGUGAAGUAUUUGUUGAGAUGGUUCGCGCGCUGCCCGAUCCGUUCGGAGCGAUGUUCUCCACUCUCAUCGAUAUAUGCGCCUACACUGGUACUGGGAAUGUACUGAAAAUACAGAAACUUCUGCAUAUUUGUUCGGAACAUUACGAAACAAAGGAGACAAAAGAAGCAAAAAAGAAGGCAAAUAAAGAAGACAAAAACAAUACAAAGAAAGAGGGGGAUGCUUCCAACGAGAAACCGGACUACUCCAGUCAACAAGCAGUUGCCGUACUGGGCAUU